AAUAAAAUAUAUUAUAAGAGAUUAUAUAGUAGAUUUGACGCGUUUAUCAAAGAAAAAAUCUUUAUUAUCCUUUUUCGUCGUUCUCGUACUUUCGUGACUGUCGGAUACCGUUUGACAGAAACAAUGACUACUGAAAUUGAAAAUUACUUGAACUUCGACAAUAUAGACAAUGAUUAUAAGCUAGAUAUUGGUAUUGAACAGCUACUGCUGCCUCAGCAGCCUAGCUUCGACAUCGAGCAACAAUCAGGCAACCAAUCUGCUAUAGCUUCAACUUCACAGCAUCCAGAGCAAGAAGCUAAAGCUAUUGAUACAAAUGAGCUCACUACUCAGGUGAAGAAAGAGGAAGAAGAACCGUUUGUUGAACAACAACCACAGUUGACCGUUGAGGACGCAGACGAGCACUCUUCGGACACCAACAGUGUACCUUCGACUGGCUCUAUUAGACAAUCUAAGCGCAAACGCACUCAAAAGGAUGUCAAUAUCACCUCCGCCGCGGCUGAAGCUAAUCUAAGCCCUCAGGAGUACAACAAAUUGUCUUCAAAGGAAAAGAGACAACUUCGUAAUAAAAUUUCCGCUAGAGCUUUCAGACUGCGUAGAAAAGAUUACAUUGAACAGCUUGAAUCUCAGUUAAAUUCCAGAGACGAGUUGAUUGAACAACUACAGUCCGAUCUCAAGGAUAGCAAAACUGAAUCAAACGAUCUAAGAAAGGAAAUACAAUCUCUCAAGCUUAAAUUUGAUCAAUUGUCAACCUCCGCAUCUGGGUCAAGCUCACUUCCACUUGCAAAUACUAACAAGGAUCUCGGAUUAUUUGGUAACACACCAGCAACUCCACCAAUUAGUAGCAAUUUCAUGUCCGUUUAUACAACUCUCAUGCCUGAAACUAAUAUCAAAGAUAUCUACAAUUAUUCAUCACAUCAAAUUUCACAACCACCACCUGCAUACACACCUUCAAACGAUUUGCCACCUUCUUACGCACAAUCAACCUGUCAAACUGCUAGCAAUCUACUCAAUUCAUUUAUCAUUGAUUCAAAGAAAGCACCAAAGCAUCAUCACGAUAUUUCAUCUUCAUUUGCAAACUGUUUAAAGAUUUAAG
Messenger RNA from Wallemia mellicola CBS 633.66, 1093 nucleotides. RefSeq lists its product as hypothetical. The record is from RefSeq and is a predicted model, not a curated record. Gene Ontology annotation, cellular component: RNA polymerase II transcription regulator complex. Bases 124 to 1092 code for a protein of 322 amino acids. Gene Ontology annotation, molecular function: DNA-binding transcription activator activity, RNA polymerase II-specific; transcription cis-regulatory region binding. NCBI's taxonomy places the organism in Eukaryota, Fungi, Basidiomycota, Wallemiomycetes, Wallemiales, Wallemiaceae. The transcript has a single exon.